AUGAGGGGCAAGCGAUCCAAACAAUACCGGAAGCUCAUGCAACAGUACGGGCUGGCCUAUGGCUUCCGCGAGCCAUACCAAGUGCUGCUCGAUGCGGACAUGAUCAAGGACGCGGAUAAAUUCAAGAUGGACCUCGUGGGCGGAUUGGAAAGGACGCUGCACGGGGAGGUGAAACCGAUGAUAACGCAAUGCUCGAUGCGCCACCUCUACGCCAGCGCCUCCGAGCCGGGUAUCGCGUUUCUAAUCGACAAAGCGAAGACGUACGAGCGCCGCCGCUGCGGGCACCGCCCGGAGGAGUACCCGGAGCCCUUAUCCACGGCGGAAUGCCUGUCCUCGGUCGUGGACCCGAAGGGCGCAAAGACGAACAAGAACCGCUACGUAAUCGCUAGCCAGGACCUGGAGGUCCGCAAGGCGAUGCGUGCCGUGCUGGGCGUGCCGCUGGUGUAUGUCAACCGCAGCGUGAUGAUCAUGGAGCCUAUGGCAGAGGAGAGCAAGGGCAUGCGGGAGCGGGAGGAGAGGGGGAAGUUUCGGGUUGGAUUGAAGGCUGGUGCUGGAAGGGGGCUUAAGAGAGCUAGAGAGGAUGAGCAUCCUGGUGAGGGUGAGGGGGGAGAGGAGAAGCCGACGAAGAAGAAGAGGAAGGGGCCUAAGGAGCCGAAUCCGCUGAGUAUGCCUAAGAAGAAGAAAGCGGUCGUGGUAGAAGGCGACGUCAAGGAGAAGAGUACGAAGAGGACGGGUGCCAAGGGCGAGGGGGAGGGUACGGAGCCAGGAGAGCAGGGCGGUAAGAGGAAACGCAAGAGGAAACCGAAGGCUGUGGCCGACGGUGGAGGAGAGGAGGUGGCUGAAGCUGUAGCUGUAGCUGUAGCUGUUGAGCACGAUUAA
This is a messenger RNA of Drepanopeziza brunnea f. sp. 'multigermtubi' MB_m1, 879 nucleotides long. RefSeq lists its product as uncharacterized. Gene Ontology annotation, molecular function: small ribosomal subunit rRNA binding. Lineage: Eukaryota; Fungi; Ascomycota; Leotiomycetes; Helotiales; Drepanopezizaceae. Gene Ontology annotation, cellular component: small-subunit processome; nucleolus. The record is from RefSeq and is a predicted model, not a curated record.